This is a messenger RNA of Didymodactylos carnosus, 483 nucleotides long. The record is from the annotation of a GenBank genome assembly. Lineage: Eukaryota; Metazoa; Rotifera; Eurotatoria; Philodinida; Philodinidae.
AUGGAUUUCAGUAAGAUGUUACAGGGUGUUGGUAUUGGAGAUGUUGGGCAGUAUGUCCAGCAAUUUCGUCAAAAUGUUGAGGAAGAAACUGACGGGGAUGCUACACUAAGAAGUGGAAAUUCCAGCAAUUUUUUUCAAGGUGCACAAAAAGUGUUUGAAGCAUUCUCAGGUGGACGUGGAGGUGGAGGUGGAGGUGGUGGCGAAGGCGGUUUUCUUAAUAAUCUAAGAUUCGUGUCACCCUUCCUGGCACAGACUCUAUUUACACAGGUUGAUAGUAAUCAUAAUGGCGUCCUUGAUUUCACAGAUUUGUUGGCAUUAACAACUCUUUUGCAAAAAGUAGGUGGUCAAUUCGGUCAGUUUAGUGGUGGAGGUCGCGGAGCCAGUGGUGGAGGUUACGGAGCCAGUGGUGGAGGUCACGGAGCUAGUGGUGCUGGUUAUGAAGCUGGCGAUGGUGGUCACGAGAUUAUAGAUGACGAUGAAUGA